Trichosurus vulpecula (common brushtail) is the source of this 2736-nucleotide messenger RNA. It is a transcript of the gene PDE6A, whose product is annotated as phosphodiesterase 6A. The transcript has 22 exons. Gene Ontology annotation, biological process: signal transduction. Lineage: Eukaryota; Metazoa; Chordata; Mammalia; Diprotodontia; Phalangeridae. The record is from RefSeq and is a predicted model, not a curated record. Gene Ontology annotation, molecular function: protein binding; 3',5'-cyclic-nucleotide phosphodiesterase activity. The coding region runs from base 1 to 2580 and encodes 859 amino acids.
AUGGGGGAAGUGACAGCAGUGGAGGUGGAGAAGUUUCUGGAUGCUAAUGUUGGCUUUGCUAAGAACUACUACAACCGCCAGUUCAGGGCCAAAGUUAUCUCUGAGCUACUGGGUGCCAAGGAAGCAGCUGUUGACUUCAGCCACUUCCACUCCUUGACCAGUGUGGAAGAGAGCGAGAUUGUCUUUGACCUCCUCCGAGAUUUCCAGGACAACCUGCAACUUGAGAAAUCUAUGCUCAAUGUCAUGAAAAGGCUAUGCUUUCUUCUUCAGGCAGACCGAAUGAGUCUGUUCAUGUACCGGGCACGGAAUGGAAUUGCGGAGCUUGCCACCAGGCUCUUCAAUGUCCAUAAAGAUGCAGUCUUGGAGGAGUGCUUGGUGGUUCCUGACUCAGAGAUCGUCUUCCCUCUGGAUAUAGGUGUGGUGGGCCAUGUUGCACAUUCAAAAAAAGUUGUGAACGUCCCCAAUGCAGAAGAGGAUGAGCAUUUCUGUGACUUUGUUGAUGAUCUCACAGACUACAAGACCAAAAACAUCUUGGCUUCCCCUAUAAUGAAUGGAAAAGAUGUUGUAGCUGUAAUCAUGGCUGUGAACAAAGUGGAUGGACCAUAUUUUACCAAGAGGGAUGAAGAGAUUCUAAUGAAGUACCUCAAUUUUGCAAAUCUGGUCAUGAAGGUGUUCCAUCUGAGCUACCUUCACAACUGUGAAACCCGCAGGGGCCAGAUACUCCUGUGGUCUGGGAGCAAAGUCUUUGAAGAACUUACAGACAUCGAAAGACAAUUCCACAAAGCCCUUUACACAGUCCGUGCCUUUCUCAACUGCGACAGAUACUCUGUGGGGCUCCUGGACAUGACCAAGCAAAAGGAAUUUUUUGAUGUGUGGCCAGUGUUGAUGGGAGAAGCCCCACCUUACACAGGACCCAGGACACCAGAUGGAAGAGAAAUCAACUUUUAUAAGGUCAUCGACUAUAUCCUUCACGGGAAAGAAGACAUCAAAGUAAUACCGAAUCCUGCUCCUGACCACUGGGCUUUGGUUAGCGGUCUCCCAACAUAUGUUGCCCAGAAUGGCCUGAUUUGCAAUAUCAUGAAUGCUGCUUCAGAAGACUUUUUCGAUUUCCAGACAGAACCUCUGGAUGAAUCUGGAUGGAUGAUUAAAAAUGUCCUCUCGAUGCCCAUAGUCAACAAGAAGGAAGAAAUCGUUGGAGUGGCUACAUUUUACAAUCGAAAAGAUGGAAAGCCCUUUGAUGAAAUGGAUGAAACUCUUAUGGAGUCUCUAACCCAGUUCCUUGGCUGGUCUGUCCUAAACCCUGACACCUACGAGUCAAUGAACAAGUUGGAAAACAGGAAGGAUAUAUUCCAGGAUAUGGUCAAAUAUCAUGUGAAGUGUGACAAUGAAGAGAUACAGGAAAUACUGAAAACUAGAGAAGUCUAUGGGAAGGAGCCCUGGGACUGUGAAGAAGAAGAGUUAGCUGAAAUUCUGCAAAGUGAACUCCCAGAUGCAGAGAAGUAUGAAAUUAAUAAAUUUCACUUCAGUGACCUGCCCCUGACAGAGCUGGAGCUGGUGAAAUGUGGAAUCCAGAUGUACUAUGAACUGAAAGUGGUGGAUAAGUUUCACAUACCCCAGGAGGCACUAGUACGGUUCAUGUACUCUCUCAGCAAAGGGUACCGAAGAAUUACCUACCACAACUGGCGCCAUGGAUUCAACGUGGGACAGACCAUGUUCUCAUUGCUCGUGACUGGGAAGCUGAAACGAUAUUUCACAGACCUGGAGGCUUUGGCCAUGGUGACUGCUGCUUUCUGCCAUGACAUUGAUCACAGAGGCACCAAUAAUCUCUACCAGAUGAAAUCCCAGAAUCCACUGGCCAAACUCCAUGGAUCUUCCAUCUUGGAAAGACAUCAUUUGGAAUUUGGCAAAACACUGCUGAGGGAUGAGAGUCUAAACAUCUUCCAGAACCUUAAUCGAAGGCAGCACGAGCAUGCCAUCCACAUGAUGGAUAUCGCAAUCAUCGCUACUGACCUGGCCCUUUAUUUCAAAAAAAGGACAAUGUUCCAGAAGAUUGUGGAUCAAUCUAAAACUUAUGAGAGUGAACAUGAAUGGACCCAGUACAUGAUGCUGGAACAGACUCGGAAGGAAAUUGUCAUGGCAAUGAUGAUGACUGCCUGUGACCUGUCUGCUAUAACCAAGCCCUGGGAAGUUCAGAGCAAGGUGGCUCUUUUGGUGGCUGCUGAAUUCUGGGAACAAGGAGAUCUGGAGAGAACUGUGCUCCAGCAGAACCCUAUUCCCAUGAUGGACAGAAAUAAAGCAGAUGAGCUCCCCAAGCUGCAAGUUGGUUUCAUCGACUUCGUCUGCACCUUUGUCUACAAGGAGUUUUCCCGGUUUCAUGAGCAGAUCACCCCCAUGCUGGAUGGCAUCACCAAUAACCGGAAGGAGUGGAAGGCGUUGGCUGAUGAAUACGAUGCCAAGAUGAAAGCCCUGGAAGAGGAGAAGCAGAAAAAAGCACAGGCCAAGCAAGCAGCUGCUGGACACCAGGGAACGCCUGCGGCUGGAGAAGGAGGUGCACAGUCCAAGUCCUGUUCUAUUCAGUAGUGCAAACCUUUGCAUUACUGCCGUUCAAACCCUCCAGGUGGAUGGUUCUAGAAGAAGGAGCCAAACGCUGAAGAGGAAAAAUGUCAAGUCAGCAGGAAGAAGUACAACUUUUUGAGAAAAAAAUAAAUUCUAGAAUUAUAGAAUGUCAGUGCUACA